Messenger RNA from Opisthorchis viverrini, 321 nucleotides. RefSeq lists its product as hypothetical. NCBI's taxonomy places the organism in Eukaryota, Metazoa, Platyhelminthes, Trematoda, Opisthorchiida, Opisthorchiidae. Bases 1 to 321 code for a protein of 106 amino acids. The transcript has 3 exons. The record is from RefSeq and is a predicted model, not a curated record.
AUGAGCGAUGUGAUUGGUGUGCCCGACUCAUCGAACGACGACCCACACUGCGCACAUGAGAAAUUGACCGAGGAGCAGCACAACUUAAAGGAAAAAAGCAACUUCAAAACAUUGGACGCACAGAAGCACAGUGGGGGUAUAUGUGUGCCACGCUACCUGACCGGGAAUUCCUGGCUGGCGGGUCAAUCGAUCGUCAUAACCAGGACAGUUGCUGGGUCGUCGUUCGAUGAGUUGGGCACACGGAUCACAAGUUUGAACUCGUUGGCCUGUUCAGACGUGAAAAUUCAGAUGCGUCGCGUCCAACGUGCGUUGGUGGAGUAG